AAAAAACGUUUUUGUCAUAAAUUCUUUGAAUAGGAGGAGGGACCGCUAGUAGAGGCAUCCCCAUCGUCUACGGGUUGAUAGUCUAACAUCGGGAACAUGGGGCGUAGAGUUGAUGUUGGAGAGAGAAGGAGAGGACGAUGAGAAUGCUGCAACUGAGACUUGUUCUCCUAUUCGCAGUCUCUGUGCACCUGGCCGUGGCUGUUGAGCUCAUCACUUAUGAUCCUCUAAGUACCGUAUGCUCCCCGGAUUCAAACUACACUACGAACAGCACCUACCAGCAGAAUCUGAAGAUCCUACUCCGCUCCCUUAGCUCCAAUAUCUCCGGCUUCGCCACCGCCACGGUCGGCCAAGGUCCCGACAAGGUCUAUGGGCUCGCUCUCUGCCGGGGCGACCUCUCCGCCGCAGAAUGCCAAAACUGCGUGGCAGAGGCGGCGACAAAGAUCCAGCAAAGUUGCUCUAACAGCAAAGCAAGCACCAUAUGGCGCCUGAAAUGCGAAUUACGCUAUUCCAACAGCAAUUUCAUGGGGACUGUGAGUACCAACUUCUUCUUCCUCAGCAACGUAAACAAUGCGACCGACCCGAUACUGUUCAACCAGCAGAUGAAGGUGCUUUUACAACACCUCUCUGUCGCCGCGGCGGCGAAUUCUAGCUCCAUGUUCGCGAGUGGGCAGAUUCAAUACAAUGAGUUUCAGAUGAUCUACGGAGCAGUUCAGUGCACAGGGGACCUUUCCUCCGCCAAUUGCAUGAACUGUCUGAACGAGGCAGUGGCCUUUCUUCCUUAUUGCUGCGUCGAGAGACAAGGUGCUGUGGUUAUUGGUGCCGCCUGCAGUAUAAGGUACGAACUGUACCCUUUCCUCCGGGGUUCGGCUCUGGGUCUGCAACUUUCAUCACCAACACCGUCGUCCGCUAGCAGAUGCAAAAAAACAGGUGCUGCCGUUAUUGCAGUCGCAGUAGCGAUCUCUUUGCUAGUGCUCUGCAUCCUGAUCUUAGGAUUAUUCCUCUGGAGAAGGAAAACAAAGAACCCAAGCCCAAUUCCAGUAAAACGGGACAGGGAUGAUGACCCCGAGCUGUUGGACUUUAGCCUGGCCAGCAUAAGAGCGGCCACCAACGACUUCUCCGAGGCAAAUAAGAUUGGAGAAGGCGGGUAUGGUCCAGUCUACAAGGGAAUCAUUGAUGGCAAAGAAAUAGCAGUGAAGAGGCUGUCCAAUCAGUCUGGUGAAGGAUCAAUCGAGUUCAAGAACGAGGUGCGGUUGAUUGCCAAGCUGCAGCACAGGAAUCUCGUCAGACUUUUCGGUUGUUGUAUGGAAAGUCAAGAAAAGAUAUUGGUAUAUGAGUAUGUGCCAAACAACAGCCUGGGCAGUAUUUUAUUCGAAUCAGAUAAACGGUUGCCACUCGAUUGGGCUACGCGUCUAAAGAUCAUCACAGGGAUAGCGAGGGGUCUCCUCUACCUGCAUGAAGAUUCAAGGCUCAAGAUCAUUCACAGGGACCUGAAACCCAACAAUGUCUUAUUGGACAACGAGAUGAACCCCAAAAUUUCAGAUUUCGGGAUGGCAAAGAUAUGUGGAAUGGACGAGACACAUGGAAACACAAAAAGAAUUGCUGGGACAUAUGGAUAUAUGUCCCCGGAAUAUGUCAUCAGAGGCAACUACUCCUUGAAAUCAGAUGUAUUCAGCUUCGGCGUUCUACUAUUAGAGAUUGUGUCUGGCAAAAAGAAUACUUCUUUUAAAGCUGCAGAUGGUGCUAAAGACCUGCUUACUUAUGCUUGGAAUCUAAGUAAAGAAAACAGGACGCUCGAAAUGGUAGAUGGGGCACUGGGCGAGUCCUACAACAGAAAAGAAGCUUUGAGAUGCAUCCACAUUGGUCUACUGUGUGUUCAAGAGGACAUGAUGAAUAGGCCAACAAUGUCCUCAGUUGUUCUUAUGCUUGGUAGCAGCUCUGUCACUCUUCCCGCUCCUCAUCCACCUGCAUUUUAUACUGGCAGCUGGUCUAGACAGGAGGCAACGAGUAUGUCAUACUCCGAUGGUCAACCCGAGGACCAACCUCUGCAACCUUUACUGUCAACAUCUUCCAAUGCAGUAAUCAUCACAGAGUUGCAAGCGCGGUAGGAGAUCAAGCUUUUACGGUUGGUAGCUUCUUGCUGCCAGGAACCUUACGGACACAGAGGAUCUAUGUGGCAUCUCUCAGGGCUUCAAGCACUUUAAUUAAUUGAUUUACAUGUUACCCAGUCCAUACUUACACAAAAUUAUGUCGACAGGAAUUUAUCAUACCUGAUGCAUACAUUUGUUUUCCAUUAACAAAAGCGUCUCCUCAAUUUUAAGCAAACGAAUCAUGCUAAGGGAAUGCCAUGGUGAACAACAAAGUUAAUUCUCGGCCCUACAUGAUUCAUCUUUAAAGAGAA
This is a messenger RNA of Nymphaea colorata (pocket water lily), 2398 nucleotides long. RefSeq names its product cysteine-rich receptor-like protein kinase 44. The record is from RefSeq and is a predicted model, not a curated record. NCBI's taxonomy places the organism in Eukaryota, Viridiplantae, Streptophyta, Magnoliopsida, Nymphaeales, Nymphaeaceae. Bases 138 to 2105 code for a protein of 655 amino acids. Gene Ontology annotation, molecular function: protein kinase activity; ATP binding. Gene Ontology annotation, biological process: protein phosphorylation. The transcript has 6 exons.